This is a messenger RNA of Glycine soja, 1005 nucleotides long. RefSeq names its product protein MAIN-LIKE 2-like. The record is from RefSeq and is a predicted model, not a curated record. Bases 1 to 1005 code for a protein of 334 amino acids. Gene Ontology annotation, biological process: meristem maintenance; meristem development. The transcript has 3 exons. Lineage: Eukaryota; Viridiplantae; Streptophyta; Magnoliopsida; Fabales; Fabaceae.
AUGUGGAUCAUGCAGCUGACGAGGUUCAUGAGUAGCCUCAAGAGGCAGUUACUGAUGAUGUACGUGCUAAUGCCCAGGGUUUUCCAAGAACGUCCUGAGUUGAAGUUGUCCUCUCAUGUAAGGAAAGUACAAAAAUUUGGAAGGUCUGCUCUAGAGAUUGAAGGCAUAGUGGUUGCCACAGGAUUAAGUCAUCUAAUUUCAUGUUCCUUGGACACUGGUGACAUGGGACUUAUAUUUGCUUUUGCGGAUAAGUGGCAUAAGGAAACUAGUAGUUUCCAUCUUUUGGUAGGAGAGGUCACUAUCACGCUCAAUGAUGUGGCAUCGUUCCUACACUUGCCCAUUACAGGCGCCUUCCAUACCUUUAAUGCUCUUCAUGUAGACCAAGCCAUGGACUUGUUAGUUGAGUUGCUUAAAGUCAGUACACAAGAAGCAAAAGAUGACACAUUUCAAUGCCAUGGGGCAUAUUUUUGCCUAGCCUGGCUACGAGACAUUUAUCGUAGCAAAUGUGAUCCGGGACAGUGGACCGUAGCAGCUCGAGCAUAUCUUUUGUAUCUAGUAGGUUGCACAUUGUUUUCUAACAAGAGUGUCACACACGUGCCUGUGAUAUUCUUGUAUGCAUUUCGUGACCUCGGCCAAAUUGGAAGCUACUCAUGGGGAGCGGCUGCACUGGUCCAUAUGUAUGAGAAUUUGAAUGAUGCGUCAAAGAAAACUGUCAAGCAACUUGUAGGAUAUAUCACACUGCUACAUUGUUGGAUCUACAAGUAUUUUCCUACUGUUGCUUUGUGUGUUGCUGAUGAGGAUUAUCAUGAAAAGAAACCACGUGGUUGUUGUUGGAAGUUUGGGAAGGCAUUACCGGUGUCAACGUAUCAUAAGUGGUUGGAUAGAUUGAUGUCCGGCACUGUGUGUUGGAUUCCUUAUGGUGACCACCAUGCAUUCAGAGAAUUUGAGUUGAUCUCCUUAUUUUUUGGACAAAUCAGAUGGGGUCAAUCUAUUGUGAUACAAUGA